UAAUGCACCAAUUCGAAGAAGAAGCGAGAAGUACUGCAGAAGAAGAAUAGGGACGCUUGCGUUUUGAGUUUAUUUAGCAGAAGGGGGACAGUUCAACAAAGUCAACAAUAUACAGACUGAUUAAAAAUGGCCGGAACGGCUUCAGUAGCUGGGGAAGUGUUUGUAGAUGCUCUGCCAUAUUUCGACCAAGGUUACGAUGCAGCAGGUGUGAGAGAAGCGGCAGGAGCAUUGGUUGAAGAGGAGACCAGAAGGUACCGACCUACAAAAAACUACCUGAGUUACCUGCCUACUCCUGAUUUCUCUGCUUUUGAGACAGAAAUAAUGAGGAAUGAAUUUGAGCGGUUGGCGGCUCGGCAGCCCAUGGAACUCCUGAGCAUGAAGAGGUAUGAGUUGCCGGCACCCUCAUCAGGACAGAAGAAUGACAUCACGGCGUGGCAGGAGUGUGUGAACAACUCAAUGGCUCAGCUGGAGCACCAGGCGGUCCGUAUUGAAAACCUGGAGCUCAUGUCGCAGUAUGGAACCAAUGCAUGGAAGGCCUACAAUGACAACUCUGCUUUCAUGAUUGAGAUGGCACAAAAGGAACUUCACAAAUUCAGGAAGCAAAUUCAGGAUUUGAACUGGCAGCGUAAGAAUGAUCAGUUGGCAGCAGGAGCCAAACUCCGAGAGCUGGAGUCUAACUGGGUGUCACUGGUCAGUAAGAACUAUGAGAUCGAGCGGGCAAUCGUUCAACUGGAAAACGAAGUCACUCAGCUCCGACAACAGCAGGGGGAUGAGAACAAGGAGAACAUCCGACAGGAUUUUUAAGACAGCGACCUCGUGCUAAUCGUCAAGCUAAUCAUACCACUUUGGUUUAGGAGACUAACGGGACUAAGAAGCAGCCUUAGGAGGGAAAGUUACCUUUUUGAAGGUAAUUUUAUUGUCACAUAAAAAAGGACCCGCCCAUGAACCUCAGUUAACAGUACACAUUUCCCCACUUUACAGCUCUUGUUCAACUGUAAAAACAAGACACAAUAAAUCAUCUUUCUUUGCAAAGUUGAACCUAAUAAAAGACAGUUUUUUUGCCUCACUCAGUCUGGUAGGAUCUCAGCAAAAUUCAGACAGAUUACAUAUUGCAUGUGACAUUAGUCUGCUGACAGGAAGUGCUAAUGAUAUUAUAGCAUUUGAUAUUUUGUCACAUGUGCUCAUUCAAGAAGUUGUGUGGUUGUGCUUUAAAAUGUCAUUUACAUCGACCUCAUUCUUUGAGAUCUCUUCCAACACAAGUGUGUUUGAAAAAAGUGUACAUAGUUUGUCAAGUCUGCUGAAGCCAAACUCCUCUUUAUGAGCACCAGCAUGACUUCAAUUAAUGUAAUUUUUUAAAGCUGUUUUAAUAAAAUGAACUUUUCUUAUAUUGUAGUGUGAUUAACUCAUUAAUCUCUCCUGUAUGGUCUCCCCUGAUAG
Messenger RNA from Archocentrus centrarchus (flier cichlid), 1437 nucleotides. RefSeq names its product BCAS2 pre-mRNA processing factor (gene bcas2). Gene Ontology annotation, cellular component: Prp19 complex; precatalytic spliceosome; catalytic step 2 spliceosome. Lineage: Eukaryota; Metazoa; Chordata; Actinopteri; Cichliformes; Cichlidae. Gene Ontology annotation, biological process: mRNA processing. The transcript has 7 exons. The record is from RefSeq and is a predicted model, not a curated record. The coding region runs from base 127 to 804 and encodes 225 amino acids.